AUGCCAGGUCGAUUCACCAUGGAUGACGAUGCGGGAUCCCUCGUUUCCCAAGAUUCUGUUCCAGAUAUGGAUUUUGUCGAGAGAGCCAACCAAAUGAUGGCUGAUACAAAAAAGCGCCGUGAUGCAAAGCGUAACAAGAUUGAAAAUGAACGUGCUCAGCGCACCAAGGAAGUCAGGAAGAAGCUUGGUGUUUUGUAUGAGAAUAAGAGAAUCCAAAGAGGCAAACUUCAAAAGGCUCAGUGGAAACAACUUCAUUCCCUGGACAAGAAACGCCAAGAACUUGAACGUCGCAUAUUGGACAGCAUGAAAAUCAUCGAGAGUAAUACUUUGAGCAUAGCUCGAGAAUUUAACGCUGUUAUUCUUGCUCGUUUGAGUGCCAUGGAGAACCUGACCGAUAUCAAGGACGCUUCUUGA
Messenger RNA from Botrytis porri, 414 nucleotides. RefSeq lists its product as uncharacterized. The coding region runs from base 1 to 414 and encodes 137 amino acids. The transcript has 3 exons. NCBI's taxonomy places the organism in Eukaryota, Fungi, Ascomycota, Leotiomycetes, Helotiales, Sclerotiniaceae. The record is from RefSeq and is a predicted model, not a curated record.